AUGGAAUUAUCCAUGUCAGAUCUUCGAAUGAAAUACUAUGGCACAGCAGACUGGUCAGAGAUGUCCGACAUCAUGAGCAAACGACAGAAAGAGGAAUGGAACAACAAUGCAGCAGAUCCUGCAAAGAACAUUGCAAAGAAUUGGGUUAAGACAGAGUUCCCAUAUUAUGUUCCUGAAAACGAACUUCCUUGUCCGCUGCCUACCGUGGCCGAAAUCGAGGCGGCAGGAGAUACCGGUAAUCUGUACCGCGGCGGAAUCAAUUCAGUAUAUAGGGAAGCCGAAAAUCUUCUAUUCCUAGCAGAGAACACCCAAAUCAGACUCCCCAAAGUCUACGCCGUCUUUGACCAUCAAGGCGGAGAUCCAAGAGGGCUAAUCCGUGAUCCUAAGCAACGGUCUUUCACUGACCGUUCUUCUUUGCCCCGCUACUACUAUCUUGUUAUGGAGUAUAUUCCUGGAAGAAUUUGCAGUCGCGAGUUCUAUCGCAGUCUCUCAAAGCAGGCCCAAGAGAAUAUAAUUCGAAAUAUUGCGGGGCAAAUGCGCCUUCUCCGCGAUGUGCCAACACCAUCACCAGAAUAUUAUGGACGAAUAUACCACCAAGGCUGGCAUCCAAAUAUGCUCCAGCUACAAUAUGCUGGUCCACGGGGCUGUCUAAGGGGCCCAUACGACUCCCACGAGGACUUUAUCAACGCGGUAUAUAAGACGCAGGAGUACACCAACUUAAUGCAAUACUGCGACGACUUCGACUCACUAGCGAAACUGUACUUCCAAUCCUUUCCACAAAUCAUGUCACGCGCUGUUGGGAGAAAGCCUGUUCUUAAUCACCUCGAUUUUAAGAUGGACCAAGUAAUGAUCUUGGAGAACGAGGACAAAGAUAAUCCCGAUGUUGUCAUUCUAGACUGGUCAUAUAUGGGAUGGGUGCCAGCGUACAUGGAUACCGCACUCUCACUCCACACCGGCUAUAACGAGUACUACGGUCACAUUUAUAACUGGGAAAUGGGUAAGGACGUAGAGCCGGCACAUCUUGAUACUGCCCUCUACUUCCAAAAGUUUCUUCAAGUUUGA
Messenger RNA from Trematosphaeria pertusa, 1062 nucleotides. RefSeq lists its product as uncharacterized. The coding region runs from base 1 to 1062 and encodes 353 amino acids. The transcript has 2 exons. Lineage: Eukaryota; Fungi; Ascomycota; Dothideomycetes; Pleosporales; Trematosphaeriaceae. The record is from RefSeq and is a predicted model, not a curated record.